AUGGUGAGCAAGGAGGGUGGCAAAUGUAUGCUCACCAACUCAGAGUCUGACUCGGAGGCAGCCCCCUUGCCGUCCACCUUGCUGGCACUUGAGGUGAAGUAUUCCCUGGAAGCCAGUCGGCAGGUGAGGAAGAGGAACAAGGCCCUGCAAGUGCGUUUCAAGGAUAUCUGUGAGGCACAGAACGAGCAAAGGGAGGCAGAGUUGCAGGCGGCGGGGAAAGGUGGCAAGCCUAUCUCAUACAAAGUGGCGUACCGCAAGUACAUGACUGUCCCGGCCCGCAGAUCCAUCCCAAACGUCACAAGGAGCACGGGCGUGCAGACAUCACCUGACCUCAAGAAACGCUAUCAAACUUUUCCAUUUGAGCGCAAAAAAGGCCACACCUAUAAAGACGUGGCGGCUGUGGACACUUAUAAAGGUCAGAAUAACGGUUUUGUCAUGGAGGUGAAGCAGUCCAAGGCUGCUGAGCAGGGUUUAGAUGAGGAGGAGGAGGAGGGAGCCUGCGGGGGGAGUGGAGUCCGGAGGACCAGGGCUCUGCUCCAUACUAAUGAGUGCAUUGCCACAGUGGAGCAGCACACUGCACCUGAUGGCCUGUGCUCUGACGCUCUGCUGCUCAGUUGCUCUGCAGACACAGACUGCCUUGCAGACACAUCGAGAGGAAGUGGAGCCGGAGCACAGGCAGAGUACCAGCUCUGCAGUGUCCCAUCGAAAGCCAGGACAGGAUUACAACUCAAGGAGGCCGAUAUAGACCGCUCGGUCAAGAGGCAGCUGCUCAAUCUGGAGGAGGGCUCAUCCCGAACCCUGCCGGACAGGGCCUCCAAGGUUUCGGGCCCCAUCGCCUGGAACUCCCUAACACAGGUGGAGUGCCUGGACAGCCCAUCUGUGCGAAGCAAGCGGAAGAAAGGUCUCCAGCUCAACGGGCUGCAGAGUGAGACACUACCACGUUCCAGUAGAGGCUGUACAACACAGGCACAGUGCCACACAGGCCAGUUAUCUGCUCGGCCUCUAAGGGACAUGGAGGAGCCUCUGUCCCCCUGCAGAGGUGGUGAGGCUGGUGGAGCACCGCCCGACCAAACACAGGAGACCUGUAAGCAAAUAGUGCCUAUGAAUCAGGACAGGGAUGUUAAAGAACAGCUGCAGGCCAUGGAGAAUCUCAUCAGCUCCAGCCAGGAGACCAUCAAGGUGCUAUUGGGAGUCAUCCAGGAAUUGGAAAAGGGGGAGGCUCACAGAGAGGGACUCUCCUAUCGAACCGGACAGGACACGGCCAACUGUGACACAUGCCGGAACAGCGCAUGCAUUAUUUACAGUGUGGAGCUGGACUUCAAACAGCAGGAGGACAAGCUGCAGCCGCUGAUGAAGAGGCUUUGCCCCACGGACGACGUCCACUUCGCCCCCCUGCCUUACCCCCAGGAGGCCUUCACCUCCACCCCGAAACGCAAGUCCAAAGCUGACUCCAAGAAGCAUGCACGCUGGAAACUUUGGUUUCUGUGAGAUCACAGAACUGUCUCCCCCCCCGCUGCCGAUACACAGGAUUAUUGCACCCCUACGGUCGUCCAUAUUUGUUUGGUUUAUUCAUCAUCCUCCAUUUUUAUCAAAUCUCCUUGGCUUUUUCUAGACUUAUUAAGCAGUAUUAGAGGAGAGCUCCAUCACUGGAUACUGAACCGCCUCUCAGAGACGACAGGAUGCGUAACGGGUGAAUUCCAUGGAAAAUUCUAAAUGACACGCAUACCAAAAAUGGAUUCUGAGUUAUUUCGAACUAAUUUCUUCAAGCGGGGUGUGAAAUUACACCCAGGCAACAUAUUUGGAGAUCAGCAAGGUGAGAAGACGAAUUUGAUUUCCGUCUGUCUAUUUGAAUAUAUUUUUCUAGAAGACGUCCAGCCCUGUUCUAUGGCAUUGGUUUAGUGACUGUCACGUUUCUAUUCACCAGUUGGGACUUUUCUUGCCAGCCUCCGGGAGAGGCUGCCAGUCCGACCACAAUGUUCUGAGAUCUACAUCAACAGCAUAAGCACAAUUAACACUGUUCAGGAUACGUUUUCUCCAGAAUAAUUAAAUAGAACUAUUUUGAGUACGAACUCA
Messenger RNA from Paralichthys olivaceus (Japanese flounder), 2073 nucleotides. RefSeq names its product inhibitory synaptic factor 2A (gene insyn2a). Gene Ontology annotation, biological process: inhibitory postsynaptic potential. NCBI's taxonomy places the organism in Eukaryota, Metazoa, Chordata, Actinopteri, Pleuronectiformes, Paralichthyidae. Gene Ontology annotation, cellular component: postsynaptic density. The record is from RefSeq and is a predicted model, not a curated record.